Messenger RNA from Miscanthus lutarioriparius, 900 nucleotides. NCBI's taxonomy places the organism in Eukaryota, Viridiplantae, Streptophyta, Magnoliopsida, Poales, Poaceae. The record is from the annotation of a GenBank genome assembly.
AUGGGAAUGGGGCCGCUCAAUGACGCCGCGUCGGCCGUCGAGUCCGCGGCCGCGCUGGAGGCCGCCGCCGGCACCGGCGCCGUCGUCUCGGCUGCCGCCGUGGCUGCCGCCGUGGCCGUGGUACCCUCGGCGGGGGGCUCGUACGCGGUGCUGCAGUGCGGCGAGGACUCGGAGUACGUGCGCCAGAAGUACAGCGGCUACUUCACCGUCUUCCGCGCGCUGCUGGAGGAGGACGGCGAGAGCUGGCGGGUGUACCGCGCCGUCCGCGGGGAGCUCCCAACCGACGCCGAGGCGGCGGGCUUCGACGGGUUCGUCAUCUCCGGGAGCUGCGCCGACGCGCACGGCGACGAGCCCUGGAUCCUCGACCUCGUCGACCUCAUCCGCCGCCUCCACGCCGCCGGCAAGCGCUUCCUCGGCGUCUGCUUCGGACACCAGAUCCUGUGCCGUGCGCUGGGCGGCCGCACGGGGCGCUCGACCAAGGGCUGGGACAUUGGGGUGAGCUGCAUCCACCCGACGGCGGCGGCGGCGCGGCUGUUCGCCCCGCUGAAGCUCCCCGUGCACAUGCCGGUGAUCGAGUUCCACCAGGACGAGGUGUGGGAGCUUCCCCCGACCGCCGAGGUGCUGGCGCGCUCCGACAAGACCCGCGUCGAGAUGUUCCGCCUGGGCGACCGCGUCAUGGGCAUCCAGGGCCACCCGGAGUACAGCAAGGACAUCCUCAUGAGCAUCGCCGACCGCCUCCUCCGCCAUAACCACAUCCUGGACUGCCAGGUGGACGUGGCGAAGGCGAGCUUCGACGUGCGGCAGCCGGACAAGGAGCUGUGGAAGAAGGUGUGCAGGGGCUUCCUCAAGGGGAGGCUCCCGUCGCAGCAGCAGCAGCAGCAGCAAGCUGUGGCGCUAUAG